AUGACGGGGGGAAACUCUAAUAAUGGCGUCCCAUUGCUUUACAACGGUAAACGGGAGUUGUAGUGUUUGGUCGCCGAGACGGUGGCGAUUCAACGGGACUACUUGGAAGAAAACUUUCCUGAGAUUUUCAUCUGAAAGAAAAGGAACUCCAACGGAGCCAGGAUCAGGGCAGGUAGGGGACCUGGACGUGCAUCCACACCCAUGAAGGAUGCACUGAACUGAGAAACAUCUGCUGAAGUGUCCCCCUCAACGCAGAUAUGGCCUCAGCAACGUCUAGCCCAGGACCUGCGUCUCUGGGCUCGCAGGUUCAUGCUGCAGCUGUCAAUGGAGAUAGGAGCGCCCUCCUCAAACUCAUCACAGCAGAUCCCUCGCUGCGGGACCGUGAGGACCAGUUUGGCCGGACCCCUUUGAUGUACUGUGUGCUGGCUGACCGCCUGGACUGUGCAGAGAUUUUGUUGAAGGCAGGAGCCUCGGUCAACAAGACUGACCACAGCCAGCGCACCGCUCUGCACCUCGCCGCGCAGAAGGGGAAUCUACGUUUCCUGAAGCUGCUGCUGUCCCGGCGUGCUAACUGGCUGCAAAAAGAUUUAGAGGAGAUGACCCCGCUCCACCUGGCCACCCGACACCCCUCCCCAAAAGCCCUCGCCCUGCUCCUCAAACACAUUGGACCUGGAGAGGUUGACACACAAGACAAGAACAAGCAAACCGCUCUCCAUUGGUCAGCGUUUUAUAACCGGCCAGAACACGUUCGCCUUCUGAUCAAGCACGAUUCCAACAUUGGCAUCCCAGACAGUGAGGGCAAGAUCCCUCUGCACUGGGCAGCGCACAGUCAGGAGCCCAGUGCUACACAAACUGUCCGCUGUAUACUGGAGGCAGCUCCCACCGAGUCCCUGUUGAACUGGCAGGACUACGAAGGGCGGACUCCCCUGCACUUUGCGGUUGCCGACGGUAACGAGGCAGUGGUGGAGGUGCUGACGUCUUACGAGGGCUGUAAUGUGACAGCUUAUGAUAACCUCUUCAGAACGCCGCUGCACUGGGCAGCUCUGCUCGGCCAUGCCCGAAUCGUCCACCUGUUGUUAGAAAGAAACACAUCGGGCACUAUUCCCUCAGACAGCCAAGGAGCAACACCGCUGCACUAUGGUGCUCAGAGCAACAAUGCUGAGACAGUGGGUGUGUUCCUGUCCCACCCAUCUGUGAAGGAUGAACCCGAUCUGGAGGGGAGGACGGCCUUCAUGUGGGCCGCUGGGAAGGGCAGCGAUGAUGUCAUCCGCACCAUGCUGGCCCUCACCCCUCACAUUGACAUCAACAUGGCCGACAAGUACGGAGGCACCGCACUCCAUGCGGCCUCCCUGUCGGGCCAUGUGAGCACAGUGAAGCUGCUGUUGGAGAGGGGAGCGAUGGUCGACUCUCUGGAUGUGAUGAAACACGCGCCGCUGUUCCGCGCUUGCGAGAUGGGACACAGAGACGUCAUUCUCACACUCAUCAAAGGUUCUGCACGUGUGGACCUGGUAGACGUGGACGGUCACACUGCUCUGCACUGGGCAGCUCUGGGAGGGAAUGCUGAGGUCUGCCAGAUACUGAUGGAGAACGGAAUUAGUCCCAAUGUACAGGACCAGGCAGGACGGACUCCUCUGCAGUGUGCUGCUUACGGCGGCUACAUCACCUGCAUGGCUGUUCUCAUGGAGAACAAUGCUGAUCCAAACAUACAGGACAAGGAGGGGCGGACUGCUCUCCACUGGUCAUGUAACAAUGGCUACCUGGACGCUGUGAAACUGCUACUGGGCUACAAUGCCUUCCCUAAUCACAUGGAGCACACCGAGGAGAGGUACACCCCUCUGGACUACGCUCUGCUGGGGGGGCACAGCGAGGUGACUCAGUUCAUGCUGGAGCACGGUGCUCUGUCCAUAGCAGCCAUCCAGGACAUCGCUGCUGCCUCCAUACAGGCUGUCUACAAGGGCUACACCGUCCGCAAGGCCUUCAGGGAGAGGAAGCAGCUCCUCAUGAGGCAUGAGCAGCUGCGCAAGGAUGCAGCCAAGAAACGAGAGGAAGAACAGCGGAGGAGAGAAGCUGUGCAGCAAGUCUGUGUGGCCACUGCAGAGAAACGGAGGGUCCCUUUGGGGAGAACAGAGCAGGAAAAAACCUCUUUAGUCAACAUUAUAGAGGACUUAUCCAUGAAUGACUCAAUGGUGGAGACAAAGAAAUCCAAAGCUGAACGCACUAAGAGCAAAGAGGAGAGGCUGAAAGCCCACAAGAGCAGAUCCUCCAGAAGAAGUAAAGCAACCGAACCACAUGAGGUUGCUGAUGGUUUGAGCCGCCACUCUCAUGUGACCAGUGACACUGUGCCUGGUGCCUCCCAGACCACCAGGCUGAAGGAACUUCUCUCUCCUGCCAGCUGCAGUCAGCCACCCAGCUUCAAACCCAGACCCCCCUCCAUGCCUAAAGUCAGGGAACGACCUUCAUCAAACACAUGCACUUCUUCCAUAAGCGUCUCUGCGACGGACCAAUGGGACACUAUUACAAGAGAACGCAUCCCUGUAAAAAAGGGGGACGCUCACAUGACUGUGCAGACUGCCCCCAGCAAGACUGAUGCCCACACCUCUCCACAAAAGCACAGAAACCACAAAGAGCAGACUUCAGAAAAGGCCACCACCAAAGACCAAACUCACACUCCCUCAUUAAGAAGCAGUUCAUCUUUAGACCACAAAAGCCCUUCGAGAAAGACUCAGUCUGCCGCACAUGCACCUAUCUCAACAUGCACACACAAGGAACACUACAAAGAGCAGCGCCAGACGAUGAACGAGGCUGCACGCAUCAUCCAGCGAGCUUGGCGGAGGUUCCACGCACGCGGAUGGAGAGAGGUGAAGGCCCGCAAAGAGGUGGAGUCAAGUGAUUCAAACCAUGGCCAUAACAGGAAGAAGAUGGAAGUCCGAGCUCAACCCAUUAAACCGUCGACGAGUAAGAGCUCAGUGCUGCAAAGUAUCUAUGGCAACUCUAUGGCCAGACGAGGGCGUUCACUUCGGGGCUCUCAGUCUCAGCUGCUCCUGGACAUGCCAUUACGCACCCAGAGCCAGUUAAGCGGUAUAGACUGUGUGCACCUGACUGAUGCCGUGAAUCAAGCCAAGCAGUACUCUUACCACCUGAGACCACAUAGUGCUGGACAGGGGACCAGAGGCCGGGGAAAACAUUGAAGAGAGAAACACACACACACACACACACCCACCUCAUGUUCUUUGAUGUUUUCUCAGCUGGCUGGCCGCCUUACCUCUAUAGAAUUACUACACACAUUGUUCGCUCAAUGUGCCAAGCUUUCUAAAAUUAAGCCAUAUGACAUCAGAGCCAUGACCUCACGGGGUGGGGUUAAGUCUACAGAAAUGGUGUGUGUAAAAGAUAACCUUUCAUCCAUUGUGGAAGGAACACAUACACACGCCAUCUCCCUCACUCUCCAUCGCUCUCGCACACACACUGAGAUAACCUUUCCUCCUGUUGUGGAGAAUGAAGCAGUCUAUCAACAGCCGGUCAUACAGAUAGCCCACCUGCAGCCACGGACACACACACACACACACACACACACACACACACACACACACACACACACACACACACACACACACACACACACACACACACACACACACACACACACACACACACACACACACACACACACACACACACACACACACACACACACACACCCUCUAAGUGCUUUCCCUUUCAAGAGAAAUAUGCAUUUCUUAACUAUGCAGUUUUCAUUCCUAUAAAUAUGCAUUUGCGCAAAAAUAAUCCAUAUUGUAUAAUUUUAGAUACCUCAAUGUCUGUUUCUAUUAUAAUAUGUAAAAUAAAAUGAAAUAAAAAUUGACACUAAA
Messenger RNA from Dicentrarchus labrax (European seabass), 3866 nucleotides. RefSeq names its product inversin (gene invs). The coding region runs from base 258 to 3188 and encodes 976 amino acids. Gene Ontology annotation, biological process: protein localization to ciliary inversin compartment. The record is from RefSeq and is a predicted model, not a curated record. Gene Ontology annotation, cellular component: ciliary inversin compartment. The transcript is spliced from 19 exons. Gene Ontology annotation, molecular function: protein binding. Lineage: Eukaryota; Metazoa; Chordata; Actinopteri; Moronidae.